Molecule: messenger RNA, 3133 nt
Organism: Lethenteron reissneri (Far Eastern brook lamprey)
Lineage: Eukaryota; Metazoa; Chordata; Hyperoartia; Petromyzontiformes; Petromyzontidae
Product: inward rectifier potassium channel 13-like
Biological process (GO): potassium ion import across plasma membrane; regulation of monoatomic ion transmembrane transport
Cellular component (GO): plasma membrane
Molecular function (GO): inward rectifier potassium channel activity
Source: RefSeq, a predicted model, not a curated record
GGCCUGUGCCGCGUGACGUCACGAGGCAGCAGCAGCAGCUGCUCCUGCCGCCUCGUGUGAACUGCAACCCGAGGGCGUGCAACCUAGACGGGGCACUGACACCACAGCGAGCCAGACUCGCAGUGCAGGCAAAGCCGAGAAGACCCCCGACCCGGAUGAGAAGCAGCGAGUCGGUGACUCGACCCAGUCGCCUGCGGCGCCUGUGUCCCUGGCCGUGGAGGCCGGCCCCGGCUCCCCCCUCCCCAGGCGGACACCGGCCCCACGGCGUCCCCGGGGGGGGCGGCGGCGGCCGUCUGAUCGGCCGGGACGGCUCGAGCCGCCGGCGCUGGGCUCCGCGGGGUCCCCGCGCCGCGCUGCGCCGCCUCGGCGACCUGUGGACGUGGCUGCUGGAGCUGCGCUGGGGGUUGGUGCUGCUCGCGUUCGCCGCCAGCUUCACGCUCUCGUGGCUCCUGUUCGGCCUCGCCUGGUACGCGCUGGCGCUGCUGCACGGCGACCUGGGCCCCCCGCCCCCCUCGGGCGCCGUGUGCGUGCGGCGGCUCACGGGGCUGCUCGCCGCAUUCUCGUUCGCCCUGGAGACGCAGCUGACCGUGGGCUACGGGGCCAUGCACCCCGACCCCGAGGCGUGCCCCGCGGCCGCCGCGCUGCUGGGCACGCACAUGGUGCUGGGACUCAUGCUGGACGCGUUCAUGACCGGAGCGUUCGUGGCCAAGAUGGCGCGGCCCAAGCCGCACACGGGCACCAUCCGCUUCAGCGACGUGGCGGUGGUGUGUUGGGGGGGCUGCGGCGGGGAGCGACGCCGCCGCCGCCUCGCGUUCCGCGUCGCCAACCUGCGCCCGUCGGCGCUGCUGGACGUGGCCGUGUCGGCCGUGCUCUACCGCUCGCGGCCGGGCCGGCCUCUCCGCCAGAGCGCCGUCGACUUCUGGCCGGACCAGCUGGGGGCCCGGCCCUGGCCCUACUUCCUCUUCCCGCUGACCUUCCACCACGAGCUGGGCCCCGACAGCCCCCUGCUGCCACUGCUGCUGCGAGAGCCGAGGUGGCCGGACGAGCACGUGGAGCUCGCCUUGUUCCUGCAGGCCACCUGCGAGGGCUCGGGCACCGUCUGCCGUCAGAGGACCUCGUACCUGAGGUCGGAGGUCCUGGCCGGUCGGCUGUUUGCGCCGAUCGACGUCGAUGUGGAGCGCGGCGUCGUGGACCUGUCUUUGUUCGACGUGACGGUGGCGGAGGUGGAGAGUGGUGUGUAGUGGAUGCUCGCGGAGUCUCGGCGACGACACGAGUCGACGCGGUAUAAAGGGGGACUGGCACCGCUUGAUCCGGCUACGAAUCCAAUCGCCUCCGCCAUCGCCAUCAUCGGUGCGAGGAGUCGCCUCUCAUCGUUGACAAGGCAGCUUCGCUACUGCGCGCAGAAUAGCAGCACGUGGCACAGUGAAAUCACUCGGGGAUGUUAAGAGCAAAGUUCAAAAUUACUCCAGCGGUUGUCUGCUAAUGAACUGGCCCAAAGCGAAGCACUAACUGCGUACAAGUGGCAUUUGCUGUGUACCUUGUGUGUUGCUUAAAUGAAUGUGAUCUGUAGGUUUCGUCGCGACUGACCGAGUGCCCACGUGCGAUCGUGGCACCUGUGGCUCGCCCUGAAAUGCAAUUAAAGUCUCGAGGGUUGUCCAGUCCAACCUUGCUGCUUCCUCGCGUCGUGCAGAGCCACCUUGCUGCCAAUCCACUCUCGAGCGGGGGAUCUUCAGCCACAUUUUCCAGAGCCACGUAAAAGAAAGCUGACAUGUGCUGGCGGGUCAUGUAACAUGUGUGUGCUUGUGACCACUAAUCUGUAUGUCUAUAGCUCUCCAAACUCUACCGCUUAUUCAUCUCACACGAGCCAUCAACAAACUAUACACUACACUAUACACUACACUAUACACUACACUAUACACUACAAUACACUACUAUACAUUACCAUACAUUACUAUACACUACACUAUACACUACUAUACACUACUAUACACUACACUAUACACUACUAUACACUACACUAUACACUACACUACUAUACACUACACUAUACACUACACUAUACACUACACUAUACACUACACCAGCGGUCGGGAACCUAUGGCUCGCGAGCCAUAUAUGGCUCUUCCGGUGACGGCAUAUGGCUCCCAGACAAUUUUGAGUUGAAAAAAAUAAUAAUAAUUUUAAAAAAUCAGUUUGGAACUGAUUUUUAAAUACUUGUGAUAUUGCUUAAUAAUACUGUGUCAUUUUAAAGUAAACAGAAAUUAGUUUUGAAGAUAAAUUUCACGGGUCACGGGCCCUGUGACCCGUGACCCGUGGGUCGGGUCGGGAACCAAUGGCUCGCGAGCAUGUGACGGGUUAUUGUAAAGGUGUAGAAAUCCAUUUGAUCAGAUAGCCAACUAGUUUAUCCGCUUCAACCCUUGUAACGGAAAAGAUGGCGAAAAUAAAAAAGACAAUGAUUACCGUGCAUUCCAGGCUGCGUGGGCAGAGGAAUUUGCAUUUGUGGAGAGAGCAGGAUCUGCGGUAUGUCUAAUAUGCAAUGAUAAAAUUGCAUUGAUGAAACGGUCAAAUAUAAAGCGGCACUUCGAUACGCACCAUGCUUCAUUUGCAUCGAAAUAUCCAGCGGGGGACAGCAGGAAAAAGGCAUGCGAAGAGCUACAGCGGAGAGUGCAGACGAGUCAGCAGCAACUACGUGUGUGGACCAAGCAAGGUGACGGGAAUUCCGCUAGCUUUGCGGGUGCUUUGGCAAUAGUAAGGAAUGGAAAGCCAUUCACAGAUGGCGAGUAUGCCAAAACAUUCAUGCUUGAUGUGGCCAAUGAACUGUUUGAUGACUUCCCAAAUAAAGACAAGAUAAUCAAACGAAUAAAAGACAUGCCUCUGUCAGCAAGAACUGUUCACGAUCGUAGCAUCAUGAUGGCAAAUCAAGUCGAGGAAACACAAAUUAAGGACAUAAACGCCGGGACAUACUUUUCUCUCGCGUUAGAUGAGUCAACAGACGUUAGCCAUCUAUCUGAGUUCAGUAUAAUUGCCAGGUAUGCUGCAGGUGACACACUGCGUGAGGAAAGCUUGGCUGUUUUGCCAAUGAAAGGGACAACAAGAGGAGAGGAUUUAUUCACGUCUUUCAUGGAGUUUGCUA